AGGCGUCCCGCGCAUGCGCACACACGCGCCCGCAGCGGAUCUGUGGAGGCGAGGCGCAAACGUGGCAGCUUUGGCGGGAGGUGAAGCCACGGAUUCCUUUCUUUCUCCCUGUUUUAUUUUUAGAUUCGUUUAUUUACUUAGGAGACGACCGUGUACCCGGCUGGAGACAGGAGCCCCUGAAAUUCUAGAAAAAUCCCCGUGUAUCGCUGCUCGAAUUUUCAACGGAGCCAAAGCUGGCUGAGAAGCUGUUUGCAAAAAUCGACAGAAAAAUACUGAGGCCUUUGGAACCUUCUACGGGGAAUAAAGAGGGACAGAGGGACACCAUGUUGACCCCCAGGCCGGCCUGGGGCCUCCGGACUCUCGCCCUGGGGCUGAUACUACUGCUGCUGCAUCCCCAGCCCUCUGCUUCUGGCCCCUGGCCCAACUUCCUCCUCCUGCUGGCUGACGACCUGGGCAUCGGGGACCUGGGCUGCUAUGGGAACAAGACCCUCAGGACCCCGAAUAUCGACCGCUUGGCACAGGAGGGGGUGCGGCUGAGCCAGCACCUGGCUGCAGCUUCCGUGUGCACGCCCAGCCGUGCUGCCUUCCUCACGGGCAGGUACCCGGUGCGCUCCGGCAUGGCUUCCAGCACCGGGGACCGCGUAUUACAAGCCACAGGGGUCUCCGGGGGGCUUCCGGCCAAUGAGACCACGUUUGCAAAAAUCCUGAAGGAGCGCGGCUAUGCGACAGGAAUAAUCGGAAAAUGGCACCUGGGCCUGAACUGCGCAUCAUCCCAAGAUCACUGCCACCACCCGCUGCACCAUGGCUUUGACAGCUUCUAUGGGACACCGCUAAGCCUCAUGGGAGACUGCACGCACUUUGAGCUCUCAGAGAAGCGGGCGGGGCUGGAGCAUGCCCUGGGGUUGUGCGCAGGGGCAGCUGCUGCAGCCGCCAUUGCAAUGGUGGCAGGGAGGCUCAUGGGGCUGGCACACGGGACCUGGGCUCCAGUGAUCCUCUGUGUGGCCAGCGCAGGGGUUCUCGGUUCCCUCGGGCAUGUGAUGGGGCCGCUGGUGCAGCUUGCAGACUGCGUGCUUAUGCGGGGCCGGGAGAUCGUGGAGCAGCCGCUGGACCCUGCCCGUGCUGCUGCCCGGGUGCUCCGGGAAGCCGAGGGCUUCCUGCGCAGCCACAAGACUGGUCCCUUCCUGCUCCUGGUCUCGUUCCUGCACGUGCACACCCCACUUGUCACCAUGCCCCCGUUCCUGGGGCGCAGCGCACAUGGGCUGUACGGAGACAAUGUGGAGGAGCUGGACUGGAUGGUGGGCCGCAUUUUGAGCAGGCUGGAGCAGGAAGGGCUAAGUGAGAAGACUCUGGUUUACUUCGCUUCGGAUAACGGGGGCUGGCUGGAGGCGCGCGUGGGGAGCCAGCAGUAUGGCGGCUGGAACGGUGGCUUCCGAGGGGGCAAAGGCAUGGGCGGCUGGGAAGGCGGCAUCCGGGUCCCCGGGAUCCUGCGCUGGCCAGGGGUCCUGCCCCCCGGCCAUGUAGUACCAGAGCCUACAAGCCUGAUGGACGUGUUUCCCACUGUGGUGAAGCUGGCGGGGUGCGCGCUCCCGCAGGACAGGGUGAUUGAUGGGCGGGACCUGAUGCCACUGCUGCUGGGGGCGGAGCCGCACGGAGGCCAUGAGUUCCUGAUGCACUACUGUGAGACGCACGUGCACGCAGUGCGCUGGCAUCAGCGAGAGCGAGGAACCACGUGGAAGGUUCACUUCGCAACCCCGGAGUUCGAGACCCCGGGCGCCGGCGCCUGCUAUGGCCGGGCCGUGUGCGACUGCACGGGGUCCCAGGUGAAGGAACACGAGCCACCUCUGCUGUUCGAGCUCUCGCGGGACCCGGGGGAGGGGCGGCCGCUGACGCCUCACUCGGAGCCCACUUACCCUGAGGUCCUGGCUCGGGUGCGGGAGGCCCUGGCCGCUCACGUGCGCUCACUGGGACCCGCGCCCCCUGGCCAGCUAGACUGGCCCUGCAAUGCCUGGCGGCCCUGGCUGCAGCCGUGCUGCGGUCCAUUCCCUCUGUGCUGGUGCCAGCGCGAGCAGGACUGACUGCCAGAUGAUUGACUGACAGGCGGGGCAGAAAAAAAGCAGCCAUGCGCAAUAAACACCCAGCAGAUGCAAGAUGAUUGACAGAUGAUUGACAGGCAGGGCUCACCCACUUCGAAAAACCAAACAUGCAAGAAAAACUAGCACCCGUCCCCCCGCUCUGGGAAAAACCCAGACACACCAGGAAUCUCUGCGCUACCACUCCCCCCCCCCCCCCCGGGCCUAACAGCGCGCCAAACCUCGCCGCUGCCUGACUGGACAAGAAUCUGCCACUCAGAACGAAGCCCCACCCCGAUCCAUAAUCUGCCCCUGACAGUAGAGAACACUUGCCAAUCUAAUCCAAAAUCCCGCCUCCUCCGUACUCAAACAUCCGAUCUGGGCCGGAAGCCUCUCAUCCUGCUCGCCCCUGACUGGACACGUAACUUGACACUCAGACUCGAAAUCCUCCUCCUCCCUCCCCCCCGCCC
This is a messenger RNA of Lepus europaeus (European hare), 2539 nucleotides long. It is a transcript of the gene ARSL, whose product is annotated as arylsulfatase L. The record is from RefSeq and is a predicted model, not a curated record. NCBI's taxonomy places the organism in Eukaryota, Metazoa, Chordata, Mammalia, Lagomorpha, Leporidae. The coding region runs from base 324 to 2075 and encodes 583 amino acids. The transcript has 11 exons. Gene Ontology annotation, molecular function: arylsulfatase activity.